AAAUCUAAUGUCUUAUCCCAUCUCUUCCUCCAACAAAAGAAAACGAAAUCACGAGUUUGCUUCGAGCUACGGCCUACGCCCACACGCACUCGCCAACGACUUGUCUCUUCCAUUCCAUGGACACCCUAUCAAGCUCUGUCUCAACCCUCAAAGUUCCUAACUUCUACUCAACAACACCUCGUGAAUUCUGUCACUUGAAAACUCCCAACAGACAACGUCGAUUUCCUCCACCUUCUCCACACUGUUCCCAUUUAUUCUCAAGCGCCAAAACAACCACCAUCUCCGCCAACAAGUCCACCUCUUUUACUCACAAAAACCUCAGUACUUCUCCAUUCUUCUCAACUUCUCAAGCCAGCCAACCUCUCACUUCUUCUCCUUAUGUCCAUCAAAAGCCAGCCAGCGGAUACGCUGCAGCUCUUCUAGACAUAGCUCAAUGCAACAGGUCACUUGACGCAGUGCAAAAAGAUGUGCAAAAGUUCUCAAAACUACUCCAAAAUGCUCAAAUUCAAGCUUUGUUAAGUGACCCGUUUCUGGGUGAUAAAGAGAAGGGACAAGUAGUGAAGGAACUGGCUACAAAAGGGAAGUUCAAUAAGCACCUGGUUAGCUUGUUGAAGAUGCUGAUUGAGAGGAACAAGUUGGAGACAGUAAGUGAAGUUUUGGAGGAGUUGGAGAGGAUUUACGAUGAAUUGAAUGAGACCAAACAGGUUUGGAUUUGGUCAGAGAAGACGAUAGGGGAAGACAGAUUGUCUAGAAUUGCUAAGGGGGUGCAAAAGCUUACUGGGGCUGUGAAAGUCAAGGUCAGGAAUUUGGUUACAGAUAAAUUACCAAUACCAGCCUUAUGCAGUUUUGCUGUAUGAUUAAUUAAGAUGCAUUAACAAUGUAAAAUGUAAUGUUUACAUUACAGGUAGAGAAUGCAUGAAGCAAUGGAUUUUUUUUUUAAUUUGUAUUGGGUUUUUUUAAG
Durio zibethinus is the source of this 961-nucleotide messenger RNA. The record is from RefSeq and is a predicted model, not a curated record. NCBI's taxonomy places the organism in Eukaryota, Viridiplantae, Streptophyta, Magnoliopsida, Malvales, Malvaceae.